AUGUUUUUGAGUUCAGUACUAGUUAGUUCAGAAGAAACCGGUUCCACUGACAUCAAAUGCACCCCAUGUCAGCAACAAUACCCAUCGCCGCCUCCACCGUCUCUACCUCCACAUGCUUCUAGCUCCAACUACUGUCCACCACCGCCCUCUCCACCCAGCUCUAGCGGUGGUGGUGGUAACUACUACUACUCUCCACCACCACCAUCUCAAUCAGGAGGUGGUAGCAACUACUACGCUCCUCCGCCGCCAAGUGGCGUCAUCGGUGGCAUGUAUUACCCUCCACCGACGUACAAAAACUACCCAACGCCGCCACCUCCGAACCCCAUUGUGCCUUACUUCCCAUUUUAUUACCACACUCCGCCGCCGCCUUCGGGUCUGAAAAAUUGCUAG
Molecule: messenger RNA, 390 nt
Organism: Hibiscus syriacus
Lineage: Eukaryota; Viridiplantae; Streptophyta; Magnoliopsida; Malvales; Malvaceae
Product: extensin-2-like
Exons: 1
Coding region: 1-390 (129 amino acids)
Source: RefSeq, a predicted model, not a curated record